CAGAUAGCCACGGUUUACAAUUCACAUUCUUAUCGUUUACAAGACGCUUUUAACAUAGGAGAAGAAACAAGCUUCUAUAUCAUAGCUAUCAUAGCUAUCAUUCUAUAUCACAUUUAUACUUUGCAGAUCUUUUUCAUAUUGAAAAGACAUAUUAAGAAGGAUUGUUCUGAUAUCACAUAACACUUGAUAUUGUAAAAUUCAUAUAAUAUCCUACCAAUUUUGAAUUGCGUUAGAUUUUUACAAUGAUGCAAAAUAAAGGUAUCGUUCAGAAAGCAUUAAGUAAUAUAGAACUUCAUGAAGAUUUGAAUGAGAUAAGAUCGAAGAUUGAAGACGAAUCUUUGUACUGCUUUUUGUACUAUUCUUUGACAAUGCAUACACUUUUUCGGAAUCUAGUAAAUGUAAUUUUAAAAGAAUAUAAGUAUAUUCUUUUGCCAAAAGAGUUCGGUACAUUACAUCAUCUUCAAGAGAUUACAUUAUCCACACCUUAUGACGUGAAUACUACUCAAUUUGCAUGGGAAUGGUUAGAGCAAGCUUCUAUGAGAAAUAACUUAAAAUCUUUGAAAAUAAUGCAUUAUGGCCUACCUGAAUUACCUUUACAAAUCACAUGUUUGAAAAAUCUACAGUUGUUAGACAUAAGUGACAACAAAAUUGAAUUCUUACCAAAGGAGUUAGGUACCUUGUCUCACCUUGUAUUUCUUAAUCUCUCUUCUAAUCAUCUUGGGAGAUCUCGUUGCAAUACAUGGGAAUGGCUAGAGCAAGCUGCGGUUAGAAAUAAAAUGACACAAUUACAUUUGUCAAACAAUCAGUUAACAGAAUUAUCACCACAAAUUGGAAAGCUGAAUGCUUUAACUAUUUUAAAGCUUGACACAAAUAAGUUAACAUGUUUACCACAAAGUUUGGCAUUUCUAAAAAAUUUAAAAGAGCUUGAUGUGUAUAAUAAUGAUUUGUUAUAUUUGCCAGGAAAUAUGGCACAUUUAUCGGUGUAUAUAGAUGUUGAUGAGAAUCCAUUUAAUUGGAAUGACAAUGAAGACUAUGAAGUGCCAAGUCUUUUCAAUUGUUCAGCUGAUGUUAUCGAGAAAUCUCGGAUGAAAUACAAGAACAAAUUACCAGGAUCAUUGAUCAGAUAUUUGGAUAAUGAAAAAUAUUGCAACUUCUGUGGAACUCCAUGUUUUCGUUAUUAUGAAAAGCGCUUCGUAAAUUUCACUCAGUAUUAUGAAAGACUGUAUGUUCAAUUCCGUGGAUCACCAAAUAUUAUGAAUGCAAGUUUUGAAUGUUAUGCUUGUUCAUCAGAGUGUGCUAACAUAUUAUUGUUUUAAGAAGACAUAAUUAAUUUAUUAG
Messenger RNA from Linepithema humile (Argentine ant), 1338 nucleotides. Lineage: Eukaryota; Metazoa; Arthropoda; Insecta; Hymenoptera; Formicidae. The record is from RefSeq and is a predicted model, not a curated record.